GACGGCGGCGCGUCGGGCUGAACAGUGGCAGCGCCGCAGCCGGGGCUCGAGCCGGAGCUCAGAAGCCGACGGGGCCCAGCCGGGAUGGUGCAGCCGCGGCUCCGCAGCGCACGCACGCAUUGAGAGGGCCCGAGCUGGGCCCCGUGGCCCCCGCGCCCCCCGCCGCCCCGAUCCCGGCCGGCAUGAUGUGCCUGGAAUGCGCCUCGGCGGCGGCGGGCGGCGCGGAGGAGGAGGAGGCGGACGCGGAGCGGCGGCGCCGGCGCCGGGGGGCGCAGCGAGGGGCCGGCAGUAGCGGUUGCUGCGGGGCGCGGGGUAUCGGGAGCGCUGGAGUCGUGGCCGCGGACGAUGAGGUGCAGACGCUGUCCGGCAGUGUGAGGCGGGCUCCGGCAGGACCCCCCAGCAUCGCCGGCACCCCCGGCUGCGCAGCCGCUGCCAAGGGCCCCGGCGCGCAGGAGCCCAAACCGGUCACCCUGGGCCGCGGGCGGGGGGCAGCCGCCGCCAUCCUCAGCUUGGGCAACGUGCUUAACUACCUGGACAGGUACACCGUGGCAGGAGUCCUUCUAGACAUCCAGCAGCACUUUGGGGUCAAGGACCGAGGCGCUGGCUUGCUGCAGUCAGUGUUCAUCUGCAGCUUCAUGGUGGCUGCCCCCAUCUUCGGCUACCUGGGUGACCGCUUCAACAGAAAGGUGAUCCUCAGCUGCGGCAUUUUCUUCUGGUCAGCAGUCACCUUCUCCAGCUCCUUCAUCCCCCAGCAGUAUUUCUGGCUGCUGGUUCUGUCCCGGGGUCUGGUGGGCAUCGGCGAGGCCAGCUACUCCACCAUCGCGCCCACCAUCAUUGGCGACCUCUUCACCAAGAAUACGCGCACUCUCAUGCUGUCUGUCUUCUAUUUUGCCAUCCCGCUGGGCAGCGGCCUGGGCUACAUCACUGGCUCCAGUGUGAAGCAGGCAGCUGGAGACUGGCACUGGGCCCUGCGGGUGUCCCCUGUCCUGGGCAUGAUCACAGGAACGCUCAUCCUUGUCCUGGUCCCAGCCACUAAAAGAGGGCAUGCUGACCAGCUUGGGGGACAACUCAAGGCACGGACAUCAUGGCUCCGGGACAUGAAGGCCCUGAUUCGAAACCGCAGCUAUGUCUUCUCCUCCCUUGCCACGUCGGCCGUAUCCUUUGCCACAGGGGCACUGGGCAUGUGGAUCCCACUGUAUUUGCAUCGUGCCCAAGUUGUGCAGAAGACAGCAGAGCCGUGCAGCAGCCCACCCUGUGGGGCCAAGGACAGCCUCAUCUUUGGGGCCAUCACCUGCUUUACGGGCUUUCUGGGCGUGGUCACAGGCGCAGGAGCUACACGCUGGUGCCGCCUGCGGACCCAGCGGGCCGACCCACUGGUGUGUGCUGUGGGAAUGCUGGGCUCCGCCAUCUUCAUCUGCCUGAUCUUUGUGGCUGCCAAGAGCAGCAUCGUGGGCGCCUAUAUCUGUAUCUUCGUUGGGGAGACACUGCUGUUUUCUAACUGGGCCAUCACUGCGGACAUCCUCAUGUACGUGGUCAUUCCCACCCGACGGGCCACUGCUGUGGCCUUGCAGAGCUUCACCUCCCAUCUGCUGGGUGAUGCCGGAAGCCCCUACCUCAUAGGAUUUAUCUCAGACCUGAUCCGCCAGAGCACCAAGGACUCCCCGCUCUGGGAGUUCCUGAGCCUGGGCUAUGCCCUCAUGCUCUGCCCCUUCGUCGUGGUCCUGGGUGGCAUGUUCUUCCUCGCCACUGCUCUCUUCUUCCUCAGUGACCGUGCCAAGGCUGAGCAGCAGGCUCUCCCACCUCCCCCUGGGGCUGACGAGGUCCCUGCCCAGCACCUCCGGUCAGCCGGCCCCUGCGAUACGAUGUGCCAGAGCCGUGCCCGGGCCCGGCCCCUGCUGAUGCGCCACCCUGACCCUCGCCCGUCUCUCCCCCAGGGUGAACCAGCUGGUGAUGCCACCCACAUCCAUGAAAGUCUGAGGUGGUGCUGCUGGGACAGUGAUGAACCCUCGCUCCUCCCUAGUCUGGGAGAUGUCCUUCGGCAUCCUGGACCUACAGGGCUGUCCCAAGGCUUUCUGUGUGACUCACAGCUGGGCACCCACCCUCUCUGGCCCAGGACUGCUGAGUGGCCCUGGCUCCAAGAGGAGGCUGCGUCCUCAGUUAACCUGGAAGGCAGUGUGUGUUGGAGCCAUGCAGUUGGACAGAUUCCCAGUCCUGGGUUUGGGCUUCAGGGGCCCUGGAGCCAAGGGAGAAGACAGCCUCAAGUGGGUGUAUUGGGAGAACCUGGCCUGACACCAGCUUAUGUGAUCUUGGGCAAGCCCCUGCCCUCCCUAGGCUGUGGGGCCAGGGGGCUGGAUUUUCCCACACAGUUUGUUGGGCAAGGCAGCUUUGAAGACCCAGUUGAUGCUGGACUGUACAGAGAAGAGGUGGCUCGGGCCUCAGAGCCACGAUUCAAAUUCUGAGGCCCCCUGAAGGGCUUGGCAGAGACCAUGCUGACCUUGAAUCAAGCUGGCACAUGGAAUUGAGCACCCUUCACUGGGUGCUUCCUGCCCUGGCUGGUCACUCUGGAGGAUACUCAUCUCUGCUGCCUUAGGCUGGUUCAACACCUGGAGGUCUCCUAGGUGGGGACUAUUCCCUUACAGGGGCCUGGCACCAGCUGCACACCAGGUUUGAGAUCUCCAGGAGCUACCCAUUAGCCCACCUCUGCAGGAUCCCUAGAGCACAUCCCCCGGAAGCCAGGAGCCCACUCCCUCCCCGCAGGCUGGCUGAACCUUUUCCAGGGAUAGCGCCCAGAGAACAAUUCCCAGAACCCAUGGGGCAGUAGCCAGGGCUCUGGCUGCUGAAGGAAGCAGCUAUGCACUCAGCUUCCUGCCCAGAUGAGUCUGUGGAGGCUGAGGUCUAUCCAUCAGCCGACAACCCCAGCCACAGGCUGCUGUGGAUCUCAUGCGCACAUACAUUCUACAACUCCCUCAGCUGACUCUGGGGGGCCAGGCUUUCACCCCACUUCCAACUACAUGCACACACAUACUUAUCCUUGCAACCACACACUAGGGUGAAGCUGCCAUCUUCACACCGGCCCCUGGGGGAGCUGAUCCCCACUCUUCUAUAUCCCCCUGCACAUUUGCUGCAAUCCAGGUGGCUCUGGUCUGAGGGGGGCUGUCAUGGCCCAUAGGAGACCUGAAGUCAGCUUGGACAAUGCUCCCUUUGCCCCUUAGUUACUGGCUGGCUGUGGCUUCAGUGGUGUUAGUUAGUGGAAUAUCCACCCCACCAAGCUCUGGGGCACCCUGGGGGCUGGGACAAGGGGGUGGGGUGGGGGGUUGUACCCCUCAAAACCCAGUUUGGCCUCCACCCAGCCUCAGCCAGGGCCCCAGCAAUGUUUUCUUGUUGUACAAGAACCAGGUCCAAGUGUUGCCUCCUCUUCCUUCCGGAAGCCAAACUGCUCCUUUAUUUUUUAGAGCUGCUGAUUGUGAAUCUCAGAGUCUUAAGAGAGAAGCCAAAUAUAUUCCUCUUGUAAAUGAAGAAAUAAACCUAUUUAAAUCAUGUC
Messenger RNA from Sciurus carolinensis (gray squirrel), 3541 nucleotides. It is a transcript of the gene Spns2, whose product is annotated as SPNS lysolipid transporter 2, sphingosine-1-phosphate. The record is from RefSeq and is a predicted model, not a curated record. Bases 183 to 2459 code for a protein of 758 amino acids. The transcript is spliced from 13 exons. NCBI's taxonomy places the organism in Eukaryota, Metazoa, Chordata, Mammalia, Rodentia, Sciuridae. Gene Ontology annotation, molecular function: sphingolipid intramembrane carrier activity; transmembrane transporter activity. Gene Ontology annotation, cellular component: membrane. Gene Ontology annotation, biological process: lipid transport; sphingosine-1-phosphate receptor signaling pathway; transmembrane transport.